AGGAUAUACACAGCAAUAACAAUGGGUACCGGAACCACUGAAAGACCCAAGAUCAAGAAUAAGCAGAUUAGACAGAAGCUCUUUGCUGAGUUGAAAGCGAAGAAGAACAAAGAUCGUCAUAAGCUUCGAGCAUCUAGAGCCAAGGAAGAGAAGGAGAACCCAGCGUUGAAAGAAGAGAGAUUGAAAACCGCCGUUACCGAGACAAUUGAAUCUAAGAGAGUAUUUGAUGAAACUGUUGGUGCAGACGUCGAAGGUGAAGAUGAUUUCAGUUCGUACUUUGACGGUCGUGAACCAAAGAUUUUGUUAACCACCAAUGCUAAUGCAAGAAAGGCUGCGUAUGAGUUUGCAGAUAUGUUGAUGGAGGUGUUACCAAACGUUACGUUUAUCAAACGCAAAAGAGAAUUCUCGAUGAAGGACAUGUCGAAGUUCUGUGCUAAUAGAGAAUACACAGAUCUAAUAGUGAUCAACGAAGAUAAAAAGAACGUGAACGGUAUCACUUUUAUCCAUUUACCAGAUGGACCAACUUUCUAUUUCUCAAUCACAUCGCUUAUACCUGGUAAGAAAAUCAAAGGACACGGUAAAGCCACUGAUCACAUCCCGGAGUUGGUUUUGAACAACUUUACAACGAGACUGGGUAAGACUGUAGGAAGACUUUUCCAGUCGUUAUUCCCCCACAGACCAGAAUUUGAAGGAAGAAACGUCGUUACGUUACACAACCAAAGAGACUACAUCUUCUUCAGAAGGCAUAGAUAUGUCUUUAGAAACGAGGAGAAAGUUGGGUUGCAAGAACUUGGACCACAGUUCACGAUGAAGCUGAGAAGGGUACAGAAGGGAAUAAAGGAGGAAAUCGAAUGGGAGCACAGACCAGAUAUGGAGAGGGACAAGAGAAAAUUCUACCUCUGAACAUUUCCGCUGUGUACAUAUGGUUCAACUUAUCAUCAAAUGGAUAUAACUGCGUAU
This is a messenger RNA of Williopsis jadinii, 960 nucleotides long. RefSeq names its product rRNA-binding ribosome biosynthesis protein RPF1 (gene RPF1). The record is from RefSeq and is a predicted model, not a curated record. The transcript has a single exon. Gene Ontology annotation, molecular function: rRNA primary transcript binding. Bases 22 to 903 code for a protein of 293 amino acids. Gene Ontology annotation, cellular component: preribosome, large subunit precursor; nucleolus. NCBI's taxonomy places the organism in Eukaryota, Fungi, Ascomycota, Saccharomycetes, Phaffomycetales, Wickerhamomycetaceae. Gene Ontology annotation, biological process: maturation of LSU-rRNA; maturation of 5.8S rRNA.